This is a messenger RNA of Polychytrium aggregatum, 1454 nucleotides long. RefSeq names its product velvet factor. The transcript has 6 exons. Bases 199 to 1155 code for a protein of 318 amino acids. The record is from RefSeq and is a predicted model, not a curated record. NCBI's taxonomy places the organism in Eukaryota, Fungi, Chytridiomycota, Chytridiomycetes, Polychytriales.
GCGCUUGGGCGUUUAGCUUGCCAGCGAGCGAGCCAAGCGCCGUAACCAGCCGAGUGCCAACUUGAUCAGCAGUUCGCAGAACCACGGCUUCCAACCCAAUCGACAGUCCCGCCCACCACCACCAGAAUCAUCCACCGGCCUACCACAUUCGCCGUCGCACGGUGCAAUUUGGUCGGAUCGUCAUCUGUCGCUCGAUCCAUGUGCAUUCGCUGCCCUCUCUCCAAAGCCGCCUCGGCCCAGCAUCCGCACCACUGUACCAACGGAAGAAUGGGAACGUACUCGCUCGAAAUCGUUGAGGGUCCCCGCCAAGUUCGAUCCUCAGGAUUCAAUAGUCCUAUUGCCGGGCGAUCCAUGGACCCGGUCCCGGUUCUGCGACUAACCUACAUCGAUGAACAUGGCAACACCACCACCGAUGGAAAUUUGCUGACAGAGGCCCUCCAUUUUCUGGUCCACGUCCGCCUCUAUUCAGGAGACGGCGCCCAAGAUCUAACGGACAUGAUUGUCUUCCAAAACAAAACCAAGCCGGGCCUGUCCGACACAUCUCCAGAUCCGUUUCAGGGCGAAACCGAUAGCUGGACCCAUACCCAACCGUCGCCGUCGUCGGCGUCGCUGUGUCGGAGCACAACCCCAGCAGAGCAGAGGCUACCGGACGGAUCAGCGCUGAAGACCGAGGAGCCGCCGACUGCCCUGUCAGCCUCGAUGGUAGCGGCAAUCAUAAAUUCGUACGGCAACUUCCCGCCGAGCGCCGUCGGCCCGUGCAUCCAGCAAGAGCACGGCGCCUAUGGACUGCCGCUCUAUGGAACCCUCGUCUCGCCCAGCUACUUUGCCCGCGGCCUCGACGAGCAACUCAGCGUCUUUUUCCUCUUCGGGAACCUCUGCACCCGGAUCGAGGGCACGUUUCGGCUCGGCUUUGUGCUCGUGGACAUGCGGUUAUCGAGCCUUCCGCCGGCCCCCAAGACGCUGUGCACGGUCGUGUCCAAGCCCUUUGUUUCUCACACCUGGAGGACCUUUCCCGGAAUGAACAAGGUGUCUGCGCUGACGAGCCAUCUCAUCACCCAAGGCGUGGUCAAGAUCAUCCGGAAAGCACAGCCGCUGAAGGAGGAGCGACAGAAACGAUGGGACUACCAUCCCAGUAGCGACUCUGGGAAGCGCUGAGCCUUCUGAGCAGCCUUCCUCUCUCCCGCCUCGCUGCUCGCCGCUGUCGUCGAUAUAGACUUACCACGCCACUCACAAUCAUCACUCUAUGGCUUCAAGCACGAAGCCAGUUGCACCCAAAAACGUCGCCGUGCUCGCUCAUCUGUCUCAGCAAACCUUCAACUGUACCAAUUAUCACGUUUCCUGGAGUGAUCAAAUAUACUCAGCACCCUGGUUUUACUUACUAUCGGACCCGAUCUACAACCGACAUCUGAUCUUGGGACGUGCUUGCUUCCUCCAUCCUUCAUCUCCCCCCCCCU